GACACGCCAAGGAGGUGUGGCGUCCGAGCCCCCUUCGUCAGUGUUGCCCCAACAGCCAACGCGAGUGCACGUCUCCUCUCUCUCUCUGCCUGUCACCACACGCCCCAUCACCAUGAGCUGGCCAUCCUUCUACGGCUACAAGUACACCCCCAUCGGUCUCCGCCAGAGGGAGAGGAAGGACGACUCCGGCACCAGGUCCAUCUGCACCACCGUGCACCUGCCCCAGGGAGGACACCUGCUCGACAUUGAGAGGCAGUACGGCAUCGAUGGCUCAAUGGCGAAGAGGG
Messenger RNA from Penaeus vannamei (Pacific white shrimp), 287 nucleotides. The record is from RefSeq and is a predicted model, not a curated record. Lineage: Eukaryota; Metazoa; Arthropoda; Malacostraca; Decapoda; Penaeidae.